AUGUGGACUAUGACCUCUGGCUUUUCGGGGCGGUCGCUCCGGAUGGCCAUCACCCUCACCGCCGUUAUGGGUUUCUCUCUCUUCGGUUACAACCAGGGUAUGAUGUCUGGUAUCAUCGCUGGUACGGAAUUCGUCAAGUCCUUCCCCGUCCUGGCCAUGCCCGACAACCCGACCGAUGCGGAGAACCGACAUAUCAACGUGCUCCGUGGUGCCGUCACCGCCUGUUACGAGAUCGGAUGUUUCCUCGGCGCCCUCUUCUCCAUGUUCUUCGGUGACAAGAUCGGUCGUACUCGUCUCAUCAUGAUGGGUGCCGCUAUCCUGAUCCUCGGUGCCCUCAUUUCCGCCGUCUCCUUCGGUGACCACUGGGGUCUGGGUCAGUUCGUCAUCGGUCGUGUCACCUCCGGUGUUGGUAACGGCCUGAACACCGCUACCAUCCCCGUCUGGCAGUCCGAGUGCUCCAGCGCCCACAACCGUGGUUUCCUCGUCUGCUUCGAGGGUGCCGUCAUCGCCGUCGGCACCUUCGUCGCCUACUGGGUCGUCUUCGGUCUCUCCUACGUCGACCAAGACGUGCAGUGGCGAUUCCCCGUCGCCCUGCAGAUCCUCUUCGCCAUCUUCGUCCUCAUCGGUGCCACCAUGUUCCCCGAGUCCCCUCGCUGGAUGGUGAUGCGCGGCUUCGACAAGGAGGCCUGCGAGGUCAUCGCCAAGCUCAAGGGCUCCUCGCCCGACGCGGAGGAUGUCCUGCACGAUUUCAACUUCAUGAAGGCUGACGUCGAGUCCUCCAAGGCCAGCGAGGCCGGCUGGAGCGCUCUUUUCACCGGCGGCAAGACCCAGGAAUUCCAGCGCAUGAUCCUCGGUUGCUCCGGCCAGUUCUUCCAGCAGUUCACCGGUUGCAACGCUGCCAUCUACUACUCUACCCUGCUGUUCGAGGACAACCUCGGCCUGGCGCAUCGUCUGGCCUUGAUUAUGGGUGGUGUUUUCGCUACCGUCUACGCUAUUGCCACCAUCCCCUCGUUCUUUAUGAUUGAGCGUGUCGGUCGUCGCAACCUGUACCUGAUCGGUUACAUGGGCCAGGGUCUCUCGUUCGUCAUCACCUUCGCCUGUUUGAUCAAGGAGACCACCGAGAACUCCAAGGGUGCCAUCGUCGGUAUCUUCCUGUUCAUCGUCUUCUUCGCCUUCACCUUGCUGCCGCUCCCCUGGAUCUACCCCCCCGAGAUCAACCCCCUGCGUACCCGUACCGCUGCCUGCGCCGCCUCCACCUGCACCAACUGGGUCUGCAACUUCGCCGUCGUCAUGUUCACUCCCCUCUUCGCCGCCACCAGUCCCUGGGGUGUCUACCUCUUCUUCGCCCUCAUCAACUUCAGCGCCGUGCCCUUCAGUUGGUACUUCUUGGUCGAGACGGCCGGUCGUGAGCUCGAGGAGAUCGAUAUCAUCUACGCCCGUGCCCACAUCGAGGGCAAGCGCGCCCAUAGAAUUGCCAGCGAUAUGCCUAAGCUCACCUUCGAGGAGAUCGCCCAGCAGUCUCGUGAACUCGGCCUGGACAACAGCGACCACCACGGUCACACCACCGAGAAGGCCGAGCUUGGUCUCAGCAGCGGCAGCGGCAGCGGCCAGGACCUCCAGGAGGUUGAGGAGAAGCGCUAA
This is a messenger RNA of Aspergillus affinis, 1641 nucleotides long. RefSeq names its product glucose-inactivated glycerol proton symporter STL1 (gene mfsA). The record is from RefSeq and is a predicted model, not a curated record. NCBI's taxonomy places the organism in Eukaryota, Fungi, Ascomycota, Eurotiomycetes, Eurotiales, Aspergillaceae. The coding region runs from base 1 to 1641 and encodes 546 amino acids. Gene Ontology annotation, cellular component: membrane. Gene Ontology annotation, molecular function: carbohydrate:proton symporter activity. Gene Ontology annotation, biological process: carbohydrate transport; transmembrane transport. The transcript has a single exon.